Molecule: messenger RNA, 521 nt
Organism: Leptopilina heterotoma
Lineage: Eukaryota; Metazoa; Arthropoda; Insecta; Hymenoptera; Figitidae
Exons: 3
Coding region: 87-401 (104 amino acids)
Source: RefSeq, a predicted model, not a curated record
AUAUUGUCAAAAAUUUAAAUAUUAUAAAAAAAAUUACAAACAUUACUUGAAAUUAAUUUUCGAAAAUAAAAAACAAGAAAAAAAUCAUGCGUCUAGUAAUUAUUCUGAUAAUUCUCAAUAUUUUUUACUUAAACUCAGCAUUGAAUUAUAACAAAAGUGGAUAUUCGGAUAUCUUCGAUAGUGAAAUUAGUGAAAAAUACGAAAAUAAAGAAGAAGCAGCUAUGAAUUGCACAAGAGAGGUAGAAGGAUUAAAUUAUUUCGAGUGCACGGGAUAUGAAUGUCCAAUUCCUAUUACUGACAGGAUAAAUCAAGUCAAAGAUUAUUGUGUUGAGGAAGUAAUUCGAGAUGAUGGUAGCACUUACUAUUUUUGUGCAUUUGAGAUUCCAGAAAUGAAUAAUUAAAUUAUAAUUAUUUUUAUAAUUUUUUCACUUAGAGAAAAUAAAAUAAAAUUUGCUAUAGGAACAUAUUUUUGUGUCAACGAAAAUAUUUGAUAAUAUUACAAUUAAAAUAAAAAUCUUAAC